ACUUUCUCUCACUCAUCAUAACAACUCUUUUCUACACUCUCAAACACACACCUACAUCAACCACAUCUUCAAAAUGUCCUUCCACAAGACCUCUAUCCCCACUUUCCGUGGUAUCGCUACGAGCGCCAUCAGCUUCCUCACCACCGCCAAGGAGGAGCAGUCCAAGAACGAGGCUCUCCCUAGCGAUGAGGAGGUCCUCGACUCCCAAUUCGGCGACAUGCUGCCCUUCCGCAUGCAACCCAUCAUCCUCGCCAAGUUCAUGCUCGGACCAUUGGAGAACACCAAGCCUUCGGCCAAGUCACCUACUCUAGACCCGACCUCCUUCAAGUCCCUCGACGACGUCAUCAACUUCCUCAAGCAGCUCGUUGCUGUCAUCGACUCUGUUGACGAGAAGGCAUGGAACGAGAGCGCCCAGAACAAGCUUGACAUUGAGGUCGCCAGCAAGACCCUCCACAUCACUGCCGUUGAAGACCACGUCACCAGCUUCGUCAUUCCCAACAGCUACUUCCACCUCAACACUAUGUACAUGCUGUUGAGGAUGACUGGAUUCACUCUCGGCAAGAUGCACUACAUCGGCCCCUUCAUGAGCGAGCAGGCGCGCAAGGACUGGGCCCCGUUGAAGGGUUAAGCGUUGACUAACUUACGGAGUUUCAACGACAUCUCUCCAUCAGGCUAGAAGGAUUUGGAUUAGAAAGCUUGAAUGACUCUAACAAGCUUGGUUCUUGUAGUUAGGUCAACACUAAAUCAAACAUGAAUCAAUUCACUAUGAAACCUUGAAGA
Molecule: messenger RNA, 780 nt
Organism: Pyrenophora tritici-repentis Pt-1C-BFP
Lineage: Eukaryota; Fungi; Ascomycota; Dothideomycetes; Pleosporales; Pleosporaceae
Source: RefSeq, a predicted model, not a curated record